This is a messenger RNA of Neoarius graeffei (lesser salmon catfish), 1230 nucleotides long. RefSeq names its product calcium regulated heat stable protein 1 (gene carhsp1). Gene Ontology annotation, biological process: regulation of mRNA stability. The record is from RefSeq and is a predicted model, not a curated record. Gene Ontology annotation, molecular function: mRNA 3'-UTR binding. Lineage: Eukaryota; Metazoa; Chordata; Actinopteri; Siluriformes; Ariidae. Gene Ontology annotation, cellular component: cytoplasm. Bases 414 to 983 code for a protein of 189 amino acids. The transcript is spliced from 5 exons.
UCGCUCCACCCAGAGGAGGAGGAGGAUUGUUCAGCAGCUGUGCGCGCGCGCUCUCUCUUCUUCAGAGCUGCAGUAAAUGGGCUUUGCUUGGGCGCACGAGCUCUUAUAAUAAUAAUAAUAAUAAUAAUAAAUAAAUUAAAAAGUGUAAAGUGGGUUUAAAGGUGUGUUGUGAGUCAGGACUGGACCCUUCAUCUGUUUGCCCUGAGGAAGGAACAACUUCUCAAGGAAAUGUGUUUUGCCUCAUUGUGCUCUCCGUGUCUGCACUGUGGUGUGAUGACACUAUGAUUUAAGGCUCCUAUUGUGUUGAGCAGUGACUUGCUGGGAAAGCAGAACUAUCUGCCCCCAGAGACGGACUCUGGAGGGUGAAGGUUGGAGGUGUGAAAGAGUGGAAAAUUCCAUCGUGGUGAACCGUGAUGAGCAGAUCCCAGAGCUCUGAGUGUCAUUCAGGUCAUUUAAAUAGCACAGACGUGAGUUCGUCGUGUUUGUUGGCAGAGCCGCAGCGUCCUGCACACACCAUGUCCUCAUCCCCGGUGCGAGGGGCUCCGUCCACAACCCCUCCGCUGUCUCCGACUUCUCCUGUCUCACCAAGCUCCCUGCGUCUGCCCCCGUGCCACCAGAGACCCCGCUCACCCUCACCCAUGAGGGGGUACCUGAUCCCGAGCCCGCUGCCCACCCGCCGCAACCGUACCAUCUCUGCGACGGCGAGGGCAGCUGAGGGUCCCGUCUUCACCGGGGUCUGCAAGUGCUUCUCCCGCUCCAAAGGUCACGGCUUCAUCACGCCGUCCGAGGGAGGUGCUGACAUCUUCGUACACAUCUCGGAUAUCGAAGGAGAGUACGUUCCAGUAGAAGGGGAUGAGGUGAGCUACAAAAUCUGCUCCAUUCCACCCAAAAACGAGAAGAUUCAAGCUGUGGAAGUGACCAUAACUCACCUGGCUUCUGGGACUAAACAUGAGACUUGGUCAGGAACAGUGAUCAACUCCUGAACAAAGUGAUUUCUGCCCCUUUGCUGAAACAGUGCUGGAUGGCGGAUGGUUAGGUGGAAGACAACAUGUGCAUUCGUUUUUUGUUUUUUUUUUGCGAAAAAGUUUCAAAUAUCAUGAGUUCUUUUUUUCCUUUUGAUGCAGAAGGAGAAAUCUUUAUUUCACGAUUUGCUUACACUACCUGUUUGUAGUUCUGUAUCAUGUGGUUUUGUGUAUUCAAGAACAAAAAUAAAGCCUUACUUCAUAAAGA